AUGAAUCUGAAGGUCAAUGAUUCAAUAAUCAGCAACAAGUUGGAUAUCGCAGAGACAAUGGCUGAUUAUUUCUCAACCAUUGCAGAUAACAUUGGUCCUACCAGCGAUAUUUCAGAUUCUGACCUGUCAAAUCACCGAAGUAUUCAAGCUAUCGUAAACCAACGCAUAUCUAAGGGUGAUUUCAAACCAUUUCAAUUCAAAGAUAUAACAGUGCCGGAGGUUCAGAAAAUCUUGAAAGACACAAAUCCCAGGAAAGCCUCGGGAUGGGAUGAUAUUCCACCCAUGGCUUUUAAGAUAGGCUCUUCGGAGCUUGCUACACCGUUAUGCGCUCUAUAUAAUCAAUGUAUCGCCAGCUGUCAUUGGCCAAGGAACUGGAAGAAAAGCGAGUGGGUGCCUGUUUAUAAAAAGGACGAUCGUUUGAACAUGGAAAAUUACCGUCCUGUAAGUAUAGCGAUCAUGGUAAAUAAGACCUUUGAAAAACUUCUUACAAAUCAGAUUACAGCAGAAUUUAAUGAACGUUUGAGCGAUAGCCUGACAGCAUACAGGAAGAGAUACAGUUGUGAAACGGCACUACUAGCAUUGACGGAAGACUGGAAAAAUGCUCUGGAUAAUCGAAUGAGCGUUGGCCUGUUAAGUACUGACAUGAGUAAAGCGUUUGAUUGUCUUCAUCAUUCUCUAUUACUUGCUAAACUGGAGGCAUAUGGCUUUAAAAACGAGAGCAUCAAGCUAAUGAAAUCAUAUUUUAUGGAUCGCUAUAAUAGGCUAAGAAUUGGUGGAAUUGCAAGCUCCUGGAAAAGGGUCAAGAAAGGAUGCCCUCAAGGGUCCUCGUUUGGACCUCUUUUAUGGAAUCUUUUCCAAAAUGACUUGACGUUCGGAUUUCCUUCAAAAAUUGGGAUGUAUGCUGAUGACCAUCAGUUCUACGAAAUCAACAAGGAUAUCAAUACUAUACAAACAAAACUACAGGAUACUGCACAAAGAGCCACAAAUUGGUACGAUACGAACUUUCUCAAAGGGAACUUUGAUAAAUUUGGAUCAAUGAUAUUGAAAGGAGAGAAAAUUAUAACGGUGAACACAACCAUGACAUUCUUAUCCGAAAACAGUACACAGAUAACCAUCCGUGCAGCUUCGAGUAAUUCCGACCAAGCUUGUGAAAUAACAGCGGACUCCGCUGUAGAGAUUACAGCUAAAGCUCUGGCUUAUAUUUUUAUUUUCAUGGUUUCGUUUUUCGGAAAUAUCUUUCUUCUUGUGGUCAUUUACAAGAACAAGCAGCUACGAAGAUCCAUCAACUACUUCGUUUUCAACAUGGCUGUAUCUGACCUCUUCAACCCUUUGACCGUCAUGACUGUGAAGAUCGUUGAGAUCAUUUCAGGCUCGGAAUCCUGGAAAGUUGAUCGUCCGUGGCUGCUUGGAAACAUUUUAUGCAAACUUGCCUACUUUCUGCCAGAUGUUUCCCUUUUGGUUUCCAUCGGAAGCCUUCUUUUGAUCUCGAUAGACAAGCUCUUCGCUGUCGUCUCUCCACUGAAGGCCAAACUUAUCUCCUCAAAAGUACGAUUGAUCAGCAUACUAAUCACGUGGUGUGUCGCCAUCGUCUUCCACGCACCUUAUUUUUACAGUUUCAAACUGAUCCUCUACGAAAAUAAAACGUAUUGUAUUUUAAAUUGGGGACCAGCACUCGACCACCUGAAAACACACAAGGGAUUUGUUACGGCAUCGUUUAUAACUUUUACCCUCAUUCCUGUAAUUAUCCUGGUUAUUGUGUAUAGCAUUAUCAUAUGGACAAUAAGAAAAAAGAACAAGAAAAGUAAAGAGCGAUUGUCUUGUCGCCAAAACCAUCGAGAUCAGCAGCUGAGGAAAAUUGUCCAAAUGACGAUGGCCAUCAUGAUUUCCUUUGUUUCCUGCAUGACUCCACUGCUUAUCUAUUUAUUUCUUCAUAUUUUUGUAUGGAAUUGGGAAUCGCCACCCGUUUGUGCAUUUCAAACAAUCAUCCCAUUUAUUUCUGCCUUUCUGCUGCAUUCAUGGAGUGCAGUUAAUCCCUGCAUUUGUUUUAUCUUUAGCAAGAACUAUCGCAACGGCCUUAAGCAAUGUUUUCAUUGUGACAGUCUCAGUCGAAGGUUAUCAAGUAUGCAAGAGCACUAUCGAAUGCGAACGAUGACGAGCUCCUAUGGAGACAGCUCUCUUCAGAUUCAUUCAAGUAGCGUACACAUUAUCUCGUACAGCAGAAACACAUGAGCUCGCUAUAUAUUUAGAUCCUAAAUCAGAGAAGCAGCAGUAGAAUCAUUGGGUAUGCACCUCGAACCUUUAAGUUGGGUUCAGAGAUGGUUUGCAACGUUAUGUGAAAACUGAUAGUCUUUCGAUUUCAUGGAAAACAUCAAGGACCGC
This is a messenger RNA of Pocillopora verrucosa, 2379 nucleotides long. The record is from RefSeq and is a predicted model, not a curated record. NCBI's taxonomy places the organism in Eukaryota, Metazoa, Cnidaria, Anthozoa, Scleractinia, Pocilloporidae.